This is a messenger RNA of Phragmites australis (common reed), 1501 nucleotides long. Its product is annotated as probable inactive purple acid phosphatase 16. The record is from RefSeq and is a predicted model, not a curated record. Gene Ontology annotation, molecular function: hydrolase activity, acting on ester bonds. The transcript has 5 exons. Bases 62 to 1216 code for a protein of 384 amino acids. NCBI's taxonomy places the organism in Eukaryota, Viridiplantae, Streptophyta, Magnoliopsida, Poales, Poaceae. Gene Ontology annotation, cellular component: cytoplasm.
AGUCACAGCUCGAAGUGCUCCACCAAGAACGCAACAACCUCGUAGCCAGGACCAGGCCGUGAUGCGGUGGUGGCACAGCCUAGUGGCCGCCGGCGCCUUGCUCGCCGCCGCGCUGGCGCUCAGCGCCGCGGGGCUGCGCUCGCCGACGGAGCACGGGCAGCAUUCGGCUGACGCCCUGCGGCCACCGCUGCGGUUCGCGUCGGCCGGGGUUUUCAAGGUGGCGCUCUUCGCGGACCUACAUUACGGCGAGGACGCGUGGACGGACUGGGGCCCCGCGCAGGACGCCGGAUCUGACCGCGUCAUGGCCGCCGUCCUCGACGCCGAGAAGCCCGACUUCGUGGUGUACCUUGGCGAUCUUGUGACGGCGAACAACCUCCCGAUUCCCAACGCGAGCUUGUACUGGGACAGAGCAAUUUCUCCGACCAGAGGCAGGGGGAUCCCAUGGGCGACCGUGUUCGGAAACCACGACGACAUGCCGUUCGAGUGGCCUCCCGAGUGGUUCUCCCCUGCAGGUGUUCCACCACUGUGUUGCCCACCGGCAAGCUCGUCCGUUUCAGGUGAUGAUCAAGGAUGCAGCUUUCGAGGGACUCCGCGGAUUGACCUCGUGGCAGACGAAAUCAGCAAGAACAGAUUGUCCUAUUCAACAAACGGCCCCAAGGACCUGUGGCCUAGUGUGUCCAACUACGUGUUGCAGGUGCUCUCACGUACCCAAGAUGAUCCAGCUCUGCUCCUGUACUUUCUUGACUCUGGUGGGGGGUCAUACACAGAAGUCAUAUCUAGUGCUCAGGUCAAGUGGUUUCAGAGUCAGUCUCAGUUCCUUAAUCCAAACGGAAGGAUCCCUGAGCUAAUCUUUUGGCAUAUACCAAGCACAGCAUAUGUUAAGGUAGCUCCAAAGGCCAAAUCUGAAAUAAGAAAACCCUGUGUUGGGUCUAUCAACAAGGAAGAUGUAGCACCACAAGAAGCUGAAUGGGGUAUCAUGGAUGCUCUUGCCAAGAGGCCGUCACUUAAGGCAGUCUUUGUUGGGCACAACCACGGGCUGGACUGGUGCUGCCCGCACGAGAAACUGUGGUUAUGUUUUGCACGGCACACGGGCUAUGGGGGCUACGGUAACUGGCCCAAAGGAGCAAGGAUCAUUGAGAUAACUGAGAAGCAAUUCUCGAUUGUGUCCUGGAUACGGAUGGAGAACGGGACGAAGCACAGCGAUGUUACACUAUAAGCUCCUGAAUCCGUUGCCUGUGCAUGUAUAAGCUGAUCCCCUGCGUUGUGUAGUUUCAGAGAGAUUUCCCGUGCAACCAUCACAGAAGUUCCAGCUGCAAUUGGUUAUGUUCAACUCUACGCAGCACUUCACAAAAUCUCAAAUGAGUUUUAAUAUGUGCAAAGGAGAGUUUGAAAGAAUAAAACACUAGGACUGAGAGACUACUUGCUGUAAAUGGCUUAGUACGGGCACUUAUCUAUCUAUUAUCUUAAUAUUUAAGCAGAAAAGAAGUUACCAGUUUCUUAA